UCUAUUGAGACGGACGCAUUCGCAUCCAGCUCAUCCUUCACUCACACAGGACGACUGAUUGUAGGUCUGGACUUACAGGCUGCCGAGUUAGGCCUACCUUGCUCAAAUUUCUAAAUAAGAUGGCUUAUUUCUCGAUUAAUAUCACUGCAUUGAUUACUUUUCUUGCCACGGUGGCGGUUUUGUCAAGUUUUAGGUGUGAACGAGGCUGGAACUUCUAUGAGAAGAACUGUUAUCUGCUCACCAAUAUAAAGACGAAUUGGACAAAUAAUAAAAUAUUCUGUGAAGAACGAAACGCAAGCCUUACGUCGAUUCACAAUGACUCGGAAAACAAGUUCGUAGCUAAACUCUGCAGCAAGUCUAAUAAUAAUAGAUAUUGCUAUAUUGGCUUACGCAAAGCAAACCAGUCGGCCAACUUCUCCUGGAUCGACGGUUCAAACUCGACAUACAUAUGGCCUCCUUGGAAAAAACACAACAAAAAUAUUUCGGAAGAUAAGGACUACGUUGUAUCAAUUGAUGCAAAUACAACUAAUUGGCUGAGAAAUAAACAACACCGGCCGAAGAAUAGCUCCUACGAAAAUAGAAACGCCGUGUGCAAACAAGCAGCAAUUGACGACACAACCGAUACUUCAACAACAAUCAUUUAUGAAUAUGUAACAACAACGGAUGCAGAAAAACUCAUUACAACGGCAAAAUCAACCACGGGUGCAGAAAUCACUAAGACGGUAAAAUCAUCCACCGAUACUUCAACAACAAUCAUUUAUGAAUAUGUAACGACAACAACGGGUGCAGAAAAACUCAUUACAACGGAAAAAUCAACCACGGGUGCAGAAAUCACUACAACGAAAACGAAGACUGCACCAGACAAUUUUCAACGGUAUACACUCGAUGAUCUUCUAAAUACAGGAAGGAAAGGAAAACCAAAGCUGCAUUGGUUAAUCUUGGCGGCAUCUACAAACGGCAUUGACCAGUCGCUUUUGGAUUGGGUUCCUCCCGGAAAACAAAAUCAGACAAUAUUGAAAUAUCUAAGUAAGCAUUUCUUUUUAAAUAUAGCACCUAACCGACACCGUUCAGUUCCAAUUGCCAGGCUAUUGUGA
This is a messenger RNA of Anneissia japonica, 1094 nucleotides long. RefSeq lists its product as uncharacterized. The record is from RefSeq and is a predicted model, not a curated record. Lineage: Eukaryota; Metazoa; Echinodermata; Crinoidea; Comatulida; Comatulidae. Bases 120 to 1094 code for a protein of 324 amino acids. The transcript is spliced from 8 exons.